AAGAAAAUGAAUGGAUAGUUGGGAAAAUCAAUGAAAGAUCAAAAGUAAUGAAAGGCCGAGAGAAACAGAGGGGAGGACUCCGGAAAACCUAAAGCCAACAAGCUGCAGCAGUUUAAUUUCUCGUCAAACAAGCAAUGGAGACAUGCACAAAAGACCCUGUUAAUUCCGAAGAAGAUGCUUCUAAUGAUGAUAAUCCCGUUUCUGUUAUUAUUUCCAACCCAAAAGUUCUCGAUUGCUACAACUGUUUGCAACCCUUAACUAUUCCAGUUUUUCAGUGUGAUAAUGGUCAUACUGUUUGCUCUACCUGUUGUCCUCAACUUAGGAACAAGUGUAUCAAGUGUUCAUUACGCAUUAGCUCAAAACGUUGUAAAGCCAUAGAGAAUAUUCUGCAAUCUAUGGAAUUGUCAAGUCCAACUGAAGAACAUGUUUAUCGGGAAACAAUAAGUUAUUGUGGAAAGAGAAAGCAUGAAGAAGAAUGCACCUAUGCACCAUGUUACUGUCCCCUUUCAGGUUGCAACUUUGUUGCUUCAACAUAUUUUUUGUCCGACUAUUUCCGCCGUAAACAUGGGGAUUCUUUGAUCAAAUUUUCUUAUGGUCACUUCUUCAUUGUCUCCUUGAAGUCCAAUGAUGAAACCACUAUUCUUCAUGAAGAAUAUUCUGGCAAAUUGUUUAUUCUCAAUAAUAGUACUACCCUUUUGGGAAAUUCAGUCAGUAUUAGCUGCAUUGGUCCUAAGUCUUUUGAGGUUGAAUAUGUUUACGAUAUAUUGGCUAGGUUCAAAAACUGCAGUCUAAAAUUGCAUUCUUUGUUGAAGAACGUCCAGAGUGUUACUCUAGCAAGUCAAUCAUCAGAUUUCCUUGUGAUUCCAUCUUGUUAUUUUGGUUCUUCUAAAUUUGUCAAGCUAGAAAUUUGCAUAACCCCCAAGAUAAAAAUCUUUGUAUUUGAUCAUACUCGAAAGAGGAUAUCCCUGAAGGUGGAGAGUUCAGACACCAUAGCCAAUGUGAAGGAGGAGAUUUUUGAUAAGAAUGGGAUCCCAGUCUACAACCAACGCCUAAUCUUUUACGGUAAACAAGUAGAUGACCUCCGCACCAUUGCGGAUUACAAAAUCCAUGAUUAUUCAACCCUCAACCUCGUCUUCCGCCUUGGUGGUCCACCAUUAUCAUGAAGAAAAUCAUCCUAUAAGUAGUCAAAUCAUAUAUUAUUGAUAACUGUUAAGAGUUCCACAUCGGAAAAAGGCUUUCUUCGACUUUUGCUCUUAUUUAAUUUCUUUCUCAUGUUCUAUAAUGAUGUUUUGUUUGGCAUAAUUUUCUGCAAUUGAAGAAACUGAUAUAGUUUUCAAUAUUAGCUGAUAUUGUAGAGUAAUUCUUACAUUGGGUACAUGCAAUGACUCUUGCAGUAGAAUCAGAUUUAAGCUUCUUUGGUGUCCAAAGGAUUUGGUAGUCACACUCAUCUAAGCAUAGGUGGUUGUAUGCAUGUUU
Molecule: messenger RNA, 1476 nt
Organism: Vicia villosa (hairy vetch)
Lineage: Eukaryota; Viridiplantae; Streptophyta; Magnoliopsida; Fabales; Fabaceae
Product: E3 ubiquitin-protein ligase SINA-like 10
Exons: 4
Coding region: 135-1163 (342 amino acids)
Molecular function (GO): zinc ion binding; protein binding
Source: RefSeq, a predicted model, not a curated record